This is a messenger RNA of Dermacentor silvarum, 669 nucleotides long. Its product is annotated as boophilin-H2. The record is from RefSeq and is a predicted model, not a curated record. NCBI's taxonomy places the organism in Eukaryota, Metazoa, Arthropoda, Arachnida, Ixodida, Ixodidae. The transcript is spliced from 4 exons. Gene Ontology annotation, molecular function: serine-type endopeptidase inhibitor activity. The coding region runs from base 63 to 569 and encodes 168 amino acids.
GAUGAGUAUUUCUGCUUGGUAUAAAGGCGUAGCUCACAGAUGCUGCUCACAGUUAUCAGAGAAUGAACGACAGCAUGAAGCUCUACGUCCUUCUAGCUCUCAUCGGUACUGCCUUGGCGGCUUCCGGCAUUCCUGACCGAUGUCGACUGCCAGCACACCCUGGAUUCUGCAAAAUGCCCUGGCUCAGGUGGUGGUUCAACGCGGAAACAAACCAAUGCGAAGAGUUCUACUUCGGCGGAUGCAGCGGAAACGCAAACAAUUUCCAAACCAAGGAGCUCUGCGAAAAGACGUGCAUGGGAGAUCAAGAUCAAAAUAACCAACGACAUCGCAGGGCCAUCAGUGACGAGAAAGGGCCUAUAAAUUCAUUCAGCGGAUCUGUGUGUCAUAGGCCACCGUACAGCGGUCCCUGCAGGGCAGAUUUUUCACGGUUCUACUUCGACGCCAGCUCGAACUCGUGUCGCACGUUUGUCUACGGUGGCUGCAAGAGCAACGGCAACAACUUCCAGACCGCGAGUGAAUGCAUGCAAGCUUGCGGAGCACGAACGGCAUCCUUUCCGAAGCCACGAUGAGGCAGGGGUCAAGCAUAUCUGAAUGCUACCAAUGAAAGUAAAAGAAGAAUCAAUAGAACAUGUACUAUCAUGGUAAAUAUUUAGUGGUGUGAUUUUUUUC